AUGCGAAGAGCCAAUGCAGCCAUCAUCCGUGAGCGCCACCCAGUGCCUACAAUCGAAGAGACCAUUCAGGAAAUGGCCGGAGGGAAAUUCUUCACAAAAGUUGACCUCAACAUGGCGUAUCAUCAAGUAGAACUCCAUCCAGACUCCAGAGAAAUCACAACAUUUGCUGCACCAGGAGGACUCUACAGAUACAAAAGACUUGUGUUCGGGGUGAACAUGGCCUCAGAGAAAUUCCAACAAAUAAUCAGUCAAGUCAUCAAAGAUUGCCCAGGUGCAUACAACAUGUCAGAUGACAUAGUAGUGGUUGGUAGCACAGAAGCAGAGCACGACUCAAGACUAGCCACAGUGAUUCAACGCUUAGCUGAACGAGGGCUGACCAUUAAUGCAAAGAAGUGUCAGAUCAAAAUGACCUCCAUCAACUACAUGGGUCAUAUCCUGUCGCAAGAUGGCCUGAAGGUCUCAGGUGAGAAGGUCAAGGCUAUAGUCCACACGCCUCCACCAGCAGACGCCUCACAAAUGCGCAGUUUCCUCGGCUUGGCUCAGUUCUGUGCAAAAUUCGUCUCUCAGUUUGCUACCAUAACUGCUCCCCUCUGGGAUCUUACAAAGCAAGAUGCUGAAUGGAAAUGGGGAGAAGAUGAACAACAGGCAUUUGAACUGCUCAAGAAAGCAUUAAUUAAAGCUCCAGUCAUGGCAUAUUACACCCUUGGUAGACCAACCAGAAUCACGUGCGAUGCCUCACCUGUUGGCCUAGGUGCAAUACUGGAACAGCAACAGCUUGAUGGUGUCUGGAAGCCGGUGUACUAUGCCAGUAGGAAACUCACACCCACUGAGUCCCGCUACUCUCAGUUCGAAAGAGAAGCUCUUGGAGUAUUCUGGGCAUGCCGCAAGUUCAGUCUAUACCUCAUUGGAUGUGAAUUCAAAAUCCAGACAGAUCACAAAGCUCUGAUCAAGGUGUUGUCGUCUAACUCAAACCCUCCCUCAGCGAGAGUGGAAAGGUGGCUGUUGUAUUUGCAGCAGUUCACAUACGAGCUCAUUCAUAUUCCUGGCAAAACCAACAAGGCAGAUCCCCUGAGCCGUCAACCCGUUGGUGACUCGGACAAAGCUGAAGAAAAGGAAACUGAAGAUUACAUCUACAGCAUCGUCAAAGACUCCGUGCCUCAGGCACUGACUCCUCGUGAAGUCGAGCACGCUUCAAAAGAUGAUCCAACAAUGUCUAAACUUCGUCAUGCCAUACUCACCAAUGACUGGACCUACUUCAAAGGCACUGUGUUUCAAGCAGUCAAGGAUGAACUCUGGACAGCCGGACAGAUGGUCAUGCGUGGCAGUAGGAUUGUGAUUCCCGAAGCGCUGCAAGAACAGGUACUUGAGUUAGGACAUGAAGGACACCAAGGAAUCGUGCGAACUAAAAAUCGUCUGCGUUCCAAGGUCUGGUGGCCCGAGAUUGACAAAACGAUAGAAAAGAGAGUAAAGAAGUGUUAUCCAUGUCAGGUAGUUGGGAAGAACGCUCCACCAGAAGAGUUGGAGAGCACACUACUACCGGAUCAACCCUGGAUGUACCUUGCUAUCGAUCUACUAAGCAUCUCUGAAGGGAACUACCUACUUGCUGUAAUUGAUUACUUCUCCAGAUGGCCUGAAGUUGCGUACAUGAGAGUCACAAGUGCUAAAAAUGUCAUUGAUGCCCUUGAAAUGAUGUUCCAGACCCAUGGAUAUCCAAAGUACUUGAGAAGCGACAAUGGACAACCGUUCGCAUCCAGAGAGUUCCAUGAAUAUCUCACCACUCAUGGCAUCACACAGCUGAAAGGAAUACCAUAUUGGCCUCAGUCAAACGGAGAAGUUGAACGUUUCAACAGAACAAUUCUGAAGUCAGUCAAAAUAGCCAAGGUUGAACAGAAAGACUGGAAGACAGUAUUGAAGAAUUUUCUGUUCCACUACCGUACCACUCCCCACACAGCCACAGGAGUGUCCCCCGCAAAGCUGCUCAUGAACCGAGAACUUGGAGACAAGUUACCCAGCUUCACUGGAUUGUCUACUGAGUUUGAAGGAAUUCAGGACAAAGACGCUCUUUACAAGCUGAAACGUAACAUAGCUGCAAAUCAGAGAAGAGGAGCCAAAGAUCAAGGAAUAGAAACAGGAGACACAGUUUUCUGUAAGAAUCUACACAAGACUAACAAAUUGGAUCCAAACUUUGAAACCCAACCUUAUGAAGUGAUUGGAAAGCACGGAAACGCAGUCAUAGUCCAACAACCUAAUGGCCCGCCCAGGAUGAGAAAUGCUGCUCACCUGAAGAAGUUUGAUGGUGCCGCUCCAUGCGAGUCUGCACACCACAGUGCCCCUGCUGCGCCUGAUUCCACCCCGGAUUCAGCCCUUCCCAUUGCAGAUUCCGUCCCAGUCACUCCCCCCAAUCCCACUUGUGCAUCCUCUCCAGGCCCCAUGAACACUGGCCCAAUACCCGCACAACCUGAAGUGAUUCCUGCACCAACACAUUCGACCAGAGUCAGAUCCCCACCAGUCUGGCAGAAGGAUUAUGUCAUGUCUAAAUGA
Messenger RNA from Sardina pilchardus (European sardine), 2541 nucleotides. RefSeq lists its product as uncharacterized. The transcript has a single exon. Bases 1 to 2541 code for a protein of 846 amino acids. Gene Ontology annotation, molecular function: nucleic acid binding. Gene Ontology annotation, biological process: DNA integration. NCBI's taxonomy places the organism in Eukaryota, Metazoa, Chordata, Actinopteri, Clupeiformes, Clupeidae. The record is from RefSeq and is a predicted model, not a curated record.